AACCAACCGUUAUUUUAUCAAAAGAUACAAUGUAUAGGAAUUUCAUAUCUCAGAUAUACAUAAUCUUCAAAUAACAGGAUCUAGGAUUUAUCUUACACCUUACCUUACACGUAUUCUAUCCAUGAGGGGGGCCUAUUUACAGCAGUAGACCUUUAUAGACUGUUUUCGAUGAAGUUAAAUUAAACGCGAUAACAUCCUAGAAGUUAUUUUUAUUCAGUCUAUAAUGUCUCAACUGCUGGGCCAAAGCCUCUUCCUACUUCUGAGGCUUAUUACAACAGGAAAAAGUUGUUAUUAGCAAGACGCUGCUACCCACCUCCGACUCAUUUCCCUCUGUCGCUGCUUACGAUACUCAAGGGAAGAUAUGGGCUCUACACGGUACUUUGCAAAUGGCUAAUUAUUUUAAGUAAUGUUUUAAUAAGUGAGUAGGUGUAAGAGUCAAUAAAAGAAAUCAUUAUGAUGUUCAGAAGCCACAACUUAAUUUAAUGACUUGCUCAUCGCACGCAUUGUCGGUCACUGUGCUCAUCAUAAUAAGUCGAGAACUCAAAUGUCAUCAUCAUCAUCAUUACAGCUAACCACAAGUUCAAUGCUGAACCUAGGUCUUUCGAAAUCCAUCGAACUCCCGUAGCUUACCAUAUCGUCACUCUCGUUUGGUAAGCCAUUCCACACUUCCCUUACCGGUACUAGAUUACUAGGCUAGCACUCGGGAACAUUUCAUUCCCAUUGCUUGUCAGUUUUGGAGCUAAAUGGUUAGUCCAUUGCAAUUCAGAUAAUUGAUCCGUUGGGUUAUGUUAUUACUACUGCGGAUAAUUGUCGUUGCGAAAUCUAUCACACAUGGAGCGCACACAAGGACGCUCACCUUGAGCUUCUUCAUACAGCCAACAGUGAAGAGUCAUGUCUCACAUUCAUAUGUGAAACAUGACGAGAUGUGUUGUAAUAAGAAAAACACUGUUGGGAGACACUAUUGAGCAUAGUGCUGAACGGAAUGAUGACAGCGCCGCCACAACUUUGACGCCGUAAUUAAGCCCAUCCAUUGUUUCCGAAAUAUUGGUUAUAAAUUAUUAUUUGUACCAAAAAAUCAGAGAUUAUUCGCUGACUAAACAAAUAAUAUUUAUAUUCAUUAUUCACAAAGCCUAUUCUACGAAUUUGUCCGUAGAUCUACGGAAUUUUAAUCGUCUGCGGAACUACGGAAUUUGAAUUGAAAUCUACGAAAUUUGAUUACCGUGUAAAUUUAUUUUAUGAAUAAUUAUAUUUUAGAAAACUUAACACAAAAAAAAACAUUUUUAUCAUGAGUAUGAACUUAGCCGAUAACCGACAAUCGAAAAUUUUAACUACAAUUUUUCAAAAGUUGUUUUUUGUAUAGUUUUUUACUGUUACAUAAAUUACCCUAGUCUGAAAAACCGCAAUUUAUCGAAUAAACUAACAGAAACCAAAAAAAAAAUAAUUUUAGUGAUGAUGGUCCGUUGUUUUUCAUUCAUCUAAUUAUUGCUUCAAAAUUUUUCAGCAUCAAGUGUGUAACGUAAUUUUUUUUUAGUAUAACUAUCCACAAAUAUUUAAGUGUUAAUUAUUUUAUUUGUUUUUUUACUAAAAAAAAUUUCGUUAAAAGAAAACAAUUAAUUUUUAAUCAAUUUUUAUUGUAAUUUUUUCUCAUGCGUGCUGCAGCUUGAAUCGAUGUUAUAGUACAAUGAACUUACAACAAGAAGUUUACAUGUCGGAAAGAAUUUCUCCAAUAAAUUUAAUCUAUUCUAUGAUAAAAACAAAAAAUGUCGAUCCUCUUAAGAAGUCUGCAGAUCUACAGAUAUUUUUAAAUAGUAUCUAAGGAAAUUUUUAAACCAACCUACGGAUUUGGAAAACCUCAGUUUGGUAGCACUGCACUCGAAUGACAGUGUGGUUCCCAAACCACAAGUCGUUGUCACAUGUUGUUCUCAUAAUAGUAAACGGCGCAUAAAGUACCUUAAUAUAACCUAUUCAAAUAAAAUGUUCUACGAUUCUAAGCAGUGUUAAGCUUUGUAUAAAAUAUUUCAAUGCAAAUUACAAAUAACAAAUAAUUUGACGUCAAUCUACACAAAAACAAAAUAUUUUAUUGCACUUUUUACUUUUUAAUUUUCAAGCCUUUAAAUGUAUAUGUCGGAGCGUCUAAAAAAUACAGAUUUGAACGAGGUGGAAUUGAGGGUACAUCGAGAAACCCCCACUUGUUUGUGCCGUAUAAAGUUCACUGCAGCUGCCGUGUGAGGGCGAUUCCGUUUAAGUCUGUGACAGUGUGGUUGUAGAUGUUCAAAUAAAACUUUGAUAGUGUUAUUCUCUAAUAUAUAAUUGGCAGAGUUUCUGCUAAAGCAAAUACGUAAGUUACAAUGAUCUCAGUCGGAGUUCUGCUUUUGUUUUUAUACCCGCAUUAUGCGGCUUACAAUUAUUCAUAAACGGAAAUAGUUUAAAAUCACCUACAUUGUUUAUUACAUCCGGAAUCUUAUUUAUAAUGUAAUUACAAACUUAAAUAUUAAUCAAAUAAUUAUGCAUUUAUUUAAUCAAGUAAUGUUUAAUAAUAAGAAGUUUAAUUAUGGCUGAGGGCGGGAAACAUUUGCUAACAUUCGGCCAUCCUGCGACGGCCGUGUCCCACGGCGAUCAGACAGCAUCUUGGUUUCGGUUCCAUGAAAUGCCUGGAAAAUUCAAAAAAAAAUGAACAAUAAAAGUUAAAAUAUGAGAAGUAAAGCAGUUGUCUUAUAAAUUCUGAAGGUAUGUUUUAUAAAAUAUUUUUUUUUUGCUUUGUUCACGUAACUGGAGUGUGUUACGAAAGGAACUUUAGUACGUGGUCACAAAGACUGGUCACACAGACUGGUCACACAGACUGGUCACACAGACUGGUCACACAGACUGGUCACACAGACUGGUCACAAAGACUGGUCAUAAAGACUGGUCACAAGGACUGGUCAUUAAGACUGGUCACAAAGACUGGUCACAAAGACUGGUCACAAAGACUGGUCACAAAGACUGGUCACAAAGACUGGUCACAAAGACUGGUCACAAAGACUGGUCACAAAGACUGGUCACAAAGACUGGUCACACAGACUGGUCACACAGACUGGUCACACAGACUGGUGUCGGUCAUACAGAAGAAUCGGUCACACAGACGGAUCGGUCACACAGACGGAUCGGUCACACAGACAAUUUUGAGUAGACCCGGUUGACCUCUUAGAUGGAUGUGGCUAUUUCAAAAUGGAUAUUUCUACACAGCGAUGUUGAAGUAAAUGUAUAAUGAUAUUACAAGAUAUAUUUCAAAUGUUUCAACCUUCUUAAUAAUCCUAAGGAUUCAUUUUAAUAAUUUACUAAUUUACGAGUUUGUAAUAAUAUAAAAAUAAAUAAAUAUUUAUAC
Messenger RNA from Parnassius mnemosyne (clouded apollo), 3364 nucleotides. The record is from the annotation of a GenBank genome assembly. NCBI's taxonomy places the organism in Eukaryota, Metazoa, Arthropoda, Insecta, Lepidoptera, Papilionidae.